Closterium sp. Yama58-4 is the source of this 1566-nucleotide messenger RNA. Lineage: Eukaryota; Viridiplantae; Streptophyta; Zygnematophyceae; Desmidiales; Closteriaceae. The record is from the annotation of a GenBank genome assembly.
AUGGGCCACCGGCACAGCAUCCCAGUACGUGAGCAGAGGCACCAAGAGCAGCAGCAGCCCAUGCCGUCCCUUCAGCAAAACAUGCCGCCCUUUCAGCAGCAGCAGCAACAGCAACGUAACCAGAGCAGGGUGGAGCCAGUGGCAGAGCAGCACAGAGCAGUGGCGGACCAGCGCGAGGACGCUCUUGCAGGCAGCGAGGGCACAGCAAUGGGCUCGGCUGAACUGAUGGGUUCGGGCGUGGGGCGGGGCAUGGGCAGGGGCAAGGACAUGGGCAUGGGCGUGAGCGUGGGCAUGGGCAUACAUGGUGGUAGCGUCAUGGGUAGAGGAUGGAGUGGUGCAGCGAGUGCAGUGCUUCCCUCUGUUGAGCAGCACAUGGGAUGGCUGGCAGCACAGGCCAGCUUGCAGCAGCAACAACUACAGAAGCAGCAGCAGCGGCAGCAGCAGCAGCAGCAGCAGCAGCAGCAGCAGCAGCAGCAGCAGCAGCAGCAGCAGCAGCAGCAGCAGCAGCAGCAGCAGCAGCAGCAGCAGCAGCAGCAGCAGCAGCAGCAGCAGCAGCAGCAGCAGCAGCAGCAGCAGCAGCAGCAGAGGCAGCAGGAGAGAGGCAUUGCAGAGCAGCAAGGGACAGGGGGAAACCAAAGGCAUUAUACAAACCAACAGCAGCAGCACCCAUCCUUCACUGCCUCGCCAGCUGCUGCUGAGCUACCUGCAGGCAUCUCAAGUGGCCAGGUCCAGCCAAGGGGCACAGCUGGCACGUCGGAGCUAAGAGGUGCAGCCGAGGCAAGGAGAGAGGGCGAGUCAUUGUUUGCUAAUACUGAGCAGAUGAGGAAGAAGCAGCGAAGCAUGCACACUGAAGUGGUGGGCGGGAGUGGGCUAGGUGCGCAGUCAACAGCAGUAGCAGCCACUACCACAAGCACAGCUGUGCUGCCAUCCGGGGAGACUGUGGAUGUGGAACAAGUGGUGAUUGGGCAGCUCUCCCCUGCCCAUAUCUCACAGCAUAUGCGCCUGCUCUCCCGCCUCUCCCACCCUCACAUCGUCGACACCCUUGGCUACAAGCUGCUGGCUGGCAACAUUUGUCUGGUAGCGACAGCCCACAUGUCUCAAGGAACUCUCCUCCAGUGGCUCAAAGCCUCCUCCCCUCCUCUGCUCGACUGGCCUGCAAGGGUGCAAGUGGCCCGGUCGGUAGCCCGAGCGCUCACAUUCGCCCACUCGUGCGAUCCCCCCCUGCCACAUGGCGCGCUCUCCUCGCGCCACGUGGCGUUUGGAGCGGACCUCAAGCCACGUGUCAGCGGCUUCGCUGCUGCCAGGCUGAGAAGACUGGGGCAACGGAGGGAAUUGCAUGGAGAUUCCUCUGCUGACAUGGAUGCUGACAUGGCAGCUGAUGUGGCGGAGUGCGUAGCAUCGGACAUACACAGCUUUGGUCUCAUUCUCCUCCAUCUGCUCACCGGCCGUGACCCCUUCCUCUCAUCGCCAUCAUCAUCAUCAUCAUCACCACCUUCUGCCUCGUCCUCUGGUGGCCUUCCGACCGAUGCACAGCGGCUGCUGGCUGAGGUGAGUGGAGAGAGCUGA